Molecule: messenger RNA, 825 nt
Organism: Oppiella nova
Lineage: Eukaryota; Metazoa; Arthropoda; Arachnida; Sarcoptiformes; Oppiidae
Source: the annotation of a GenBank genome assembly
UCGAUACGCUCAAGAAGUACGGCCAACAGAUCGGUAUGAAUAUCAACGAAACCCAUCUGUCGCGUCAAAAUGGGUUACCAGAGGGGACUCCUCAAGGAGAAGCUCUUCGAUAGGGCCGAAGAGAAGUACGGAUUCGUGAAUCUGUUCGUCUUCUUAGGCAUCGAAUCAGACGAAUGCUAUUAUGAGAUGAAGAAGUGCGGAGACAUCGACAUCGGACCACUCAAUGCAUUCAUUAACACGAAGAUGGGCGGAGACAAGCUAUGUUUAGCCACUUUGCCUCCCAUUGUGGGCAACAAACGGGUGGUUGUUAUCGGUGCAGAUGUGGCCCAUCCGUGGCCUUCAGACAAACUCUGCGCUUCUGUGGCGGCCGUCGUCGGCAAUAUCGACGCCAAUUGUAUGAAACACUACGCGACUGUCAAAGUCCAGCACCGAUACUCCGCGAAUGAGAUCAUCUUCUAUAGGGAUGGCGUCAGCGAAGGCCAGUUCAUGUAUGUCAUGGACUUCGAGAUCAGCAAAAUAAAGCUCGCCUUCCAGUCCCUCGGCGUCGGCUUUCUGUACGACGAGAACAAGUUCGGUGCGGACCAACUGCAUGAGCUCACGUACUACCUGUACUACCUGUGCCACACGUACGCCCGGUGCACCCGAAGCGUGUCGAUCCCUUCGUGUAUAUAUUACGCCCAUUUGGCGGCACAUCGAGCGCGCGGUCACAUCAAUGGUUCGAGCGGUCACUCGGAUUCGGGGUCUUCGGGCGGAAGUCCUAACAUGCGAUGGUCUAAGAGAGUGGUUCCCAACACCUCUUUAUCUCAUUCUUUCAAUUAUUACUAA